Molecule: messenger RNA, 1407 nt
Organism: Lodderomyces theae
Lineage: Eukaryota; Fungi; Ascomycota; Pichiomycetes; Serinales; Debaryomycetaceae
Gene: ENP1
Product: snoRNA-binding rRNA-processing protein
Exons: 1
Coding region: 1-1407 (468 amino acids)
Biological process (GO): rRNA processing
Cellular component (GO): nucleolus; cytoplasm; preribosome, small subunit precursor
Molecular function (GO): snoRNA binding
Source: RefSeq, a predicted model, not a curated record
AUGGGGAAGAUAUCUGCCAACGACAAGCUCAAGCAACGUCAUAAUCCUCUUUUGAAGGAUAUUUCCUCGCAGGGAGGCAAUUUGAGAGCAACACCUAGGUCAGCACAUGCAAAGAAUAAAAAGUUAAAGUCCAAUGAGAAGGAACAGAAUGAGGACGGGUAUUUGGAUGCCGUCAGUUCAAGAAAGAUUUUGCAGUUAGCCAAAGAGCAACAAGAUGAGUUGAGAGAUGAGGAAGAGGUGCAAACGCCAAGCUUUGCUCAAGCGUUCAAAGAACAAGAUGUCAGCAGCGAUGAGGAUGAUCAGGAAUACUCCGAUCUCGAGGAAGACGAAGACGAAGACGAAGAGAUCAUCUACGACGAGGAGGAAAUAGAAGUUGAUGAAAAAGAUGCAGAGCUCUUCAACAAGUAUUUCCAAAAUAAUGGCCCAUCUUCAAACGGACAGAGUAUAAACUUGGCGGAUAAGAUCCUUGCCAAAAUACAAGAAAAAGAACUGCAACAACAACAACAGCAACAGCAAGACCAAGUACAAGAAAGACCGCAAGAUGCAGUAUUGCUACCUCCCAAAGUCAUCAUGGCUUAUGAGAAAAUUGGUCAGAUAUUGUCCACAUACACCCAUGGUAAGUUACCCAAGUUGUUUAAAAUUUUACCCAGUUUAAAAAACUGGCAAGAUGUGUUGUAUGUAACGAAUCCCGAAAAAUGGACUCCUCAUGCUACUUAUGAAGCAACCAAAUUAUUUGUGUCCAACUUGACUGCCAAUGAAGCACAAAAGUUUGUUGAGUCAGUGCUUUUGGAGAAAUUUAGAUCAUCAAUUGAAGACUCGGAUGAUCAUUCUUUAAACUACCACAUCUACCGGGCUUUGAAAAAAUCAUUGUAUAAACCGGGUGCAUUCUUUAAAGGAUUUUUAUUACCUUUGGUUGAUGGAUACUGCUCAGUUCGUGAGGCCACCAUUGCCGCUUCAGUAUUGACCAAAGUCUCAGUUCCAGUUUUGCAUUCUUCAGUUGCAUUGACCCAAUUACUACAAAGGGAUUUCAGUCCGGCAACCACUGUUUUCAUCAGAGUGCUUAUUGAGAAAAAAUACGCCCUUCCCUACCAGACUUUGGACGAGUUGGUGUUUUAUUUCAUGAGGUUUAGAAAUGCAGCACAAGAUCAAAUGCAAAUUGAUGAGAGCGCAGAGAAUACAAAAGCUCCACAACUACCUGUUGUAUGGCACAAGGCGUUCCUUUCGUUUGCACAACGUUACAAGAACGAUAUCACCGAUGAUCAAAGAGACUUUUUACUUGAAACUGUGAGGCAGAGGUUCCAUCACGCCAUAGGUCCAGAAAUUAGAAGAGAGUUGUUAGCUGGUAAACCAAGAUUGACUGCUUCUGAAGUCCCCAAAAAGGAUGGUUUGAUGGUCGAUGCAUUCUAA